GCCCGCCCAUGGUGCCCGGCGCCCAGCGCGCAACAGGGGCUCUCAUCUGCGCGCGUGGCUGAGACAGGUCAAAGGAUUCAAACGAGACAAUGGACUGGGGAACAUUGCAGGCCAUUUUAGGAGGUGUAAACAAACACUCCACCAGUAUCGGAAAGAUCUGGCUCACCAUCAUGUUCAUUUUCCGUGUUAUGAUCCUUGUGGUGGCUGCGGAGGAAGUCUGGGGAGACGAACAAAAUGAUUUUGUCUGCAACACUCUGCAACCGGGAUGCAAAAAUGUUUGCUACGACCACUUCUUCCCCAUCUCUCACAUUAGACUGUGGGCCCUUCAGCUCAUCUUUGUCUCGACUCCUGCACUUCUGGUGGCCAUGCAUGUUGCGUACAGAAGGCACGAGAAGAAAAAGCAGUUCAGAAAGGGAGGGCAAACCUGUGAAUUUAAAGACAUUGAAGAAAUAAAAUCACAAAGAUUUCAUAUUCAGGGUCCCUUGUGGUGGACCUACACCAGCAGCAUAUUCUUCAGACUGAUCUUUGAAGCCCUCUUUAUGUAUGCGUUUUACUUCAUGUACAAUGGCUUCCGAAUGCCACGCCUAGUGAAGUGCAACGCAUGGCCUUGCCCCAACACAGUGGACUGUUUUGUUUCUCGACCCACUGAAAAGACAGUGUUUACUAUUUUCAUGAUUGCUGUGUCUGGUAUUUGCAUUUUGUUAAAUGUGGCUGAAUUCUGCUAUCUGCUGAUAAAAGUUUUCCUCAAAAAGUCUCGAAUAGCACCAUCUCCAAGACAUCACCCCAACCAUGAGACUAAAGAGGAAACUAAACAAAAUGAAAUGAAUGAACUAAUAUCUGAUAGCUGUCACAACACAGUCUCAGGAUUUCCAAGCAGCUAAGGUGAUGCAAAUGUGAGGAGUGACUCGGUGUGGAGUGAAUAUUCCUCUUACAAAACUGCAAAUGAAAUCAGCUACAUUAAACAAUAAAGUGGGGUGAAGGUUUAAUAUGUAAUGUCAGGUGGGAAUUAAAUACCUAGCUCAAAAGAGUCAAAGCAGCAUAAAAAUGUGAACAGUAUAUAAGGAUUAAAUAGGAAACUGUCUCCAUAAGAAUAUCCUUAACAAGGCAACUAUGACAAGCGGAAACUCACUAGUACCUCCGGGCUAGAGUCACAGAAGGGAGUUAGGCAACACCUAGGGACCCUGCUGCCAGUGCAAUUCACAGUGCAUAGGGAGAGUUAGGUGAUCAAGAAGAGGA
Messenger RNA from Terrapene triunguis (Three-toed box turtle), 1236 nucleotides. RefSeq names its product gap junction beta-6 protein. Bases 90 to 881 code for a protein of 263 amino acids. Gene Ontology annotation, cellular component: connexin complex. The record is from RefSeq and is a predicted model, not a curated record. Gene Ontology annotation, biological process: cell communication. Lineage: Eukaryota; Metazoa; Chordata; Testudines; Emydidae. The transcript is spliced from 2 exons.